CCAGGGGAGACUAAACAGUCGGUUCCAGGCGGCUUGGAAAUCAUCAUGUUUCUAUGAGUGUUGGUGUGCCUGGCACGGUCUCGCAGUCUCGUUCCUUCGGAGCCUGCUAGCAGGGUCUGGCAAACGCACAGGCACACACAUGAAUGUGCUCACAUGUGAGCACCUACACAUGCAGCUGUACAUGAGCACACAGUCCAUUCACCCCCUCUAUAUGUGGAUAUACAUGUAUGAAGUAGCACACACAUGUAUGCUCAUCAAAAGCUGGAGUGCCUGGGUUUCAAGUGGCAUGUUUCUUCUCUGACAUGAUUGCCUCUGUUCCUCUUCCCCCCAAGUCCCUCCUCACUCCCCCACAUCCCUGCCCUGAGCAGAUGCCUACUGUGAAGUGUUCCAGGGGGUUCCAGUUGAAGGACUGGGGAAUGCUGGAGUUCUGUGCACGGAGGUGUCGAGAGGUCUGUGUGCAUCUGAUUAUUGUGAGCUGUCUUCCCCUAUUGGCUCUGAAGAGCCUAUGCUGAGCUGGGUCUGCAUGACAGGGGGAGGCUCCGUGUCAAUAAAAAGAGGGGGAAACAGGCAUCAGAACUCCAGUUCUGAGGAGGACUGCGCUGUCCGUUCGCAGCCCCUGUUGCUGCUUCAGUGAGGAAGGCUGCUCAGGAAGGACAGGUCCUUCCCCCUGAUCCCAGGGACAAGACCAUACUGAGCCUGGCAAGAAACCUGCUGGAUUGGACUGGCCUGUGGCAUCAGAGAGCACACCUUCUGUGGGAAGGUGAGAAGCUUUUCAGGGACUAAGAGACACAUGCACAGGUGUUUCCAGAACAAAAUGGAAUGGCAGGUCUUGAUUCUGAUUCUUUGCCUCAGCACAUUUCCCUCAGUCUCUGCUGAUUGCCCAGCCCAGUGCUCCAUGUGUGCGGUGCAAACUCAAAACCUGGACAAACCCAUCAACCCACUGACGUGUUUCCUGGAAUGCCAGACCAUCCUGACGUCUAACACGGAAUGGGAGAAAUGUGAGAGCUUUCUGUCGCUGUUCACUCCUUUUAUGCUGGGCCUUCGUGGGAAAGGAGAGCUUGGAGGCAUGUCAGAGGCCUCGGAAGAGCUCUAUGGUGAGCAGGCUAAGCCCUACCCAGGGCUCACCAAGACCAUGGAGAAGUUUGCCAAUGUCCUCAUGCAGGAGAAUGCCCACGGAAGAGGCCCGAGCCACAGAUACGGAGGACUCCUCCCCAAGCUCGGUGAACGGGCUGUAUCCGAGAUGAUGGAAGACGCGCAGCAGUACCACAGAGCCUUGGAGACCGGAGAGCUGGGCUACCCUAGCGAGGACGCGGCAGCCUCUUGGGCAGGAACCCCAAAGGAUGAGAUGAAACGCUACGGGGGCUUCUUGCGCAAGUAUCCCAAGAGGAGCUUCGAGGUGGCCGGGGCCGGCGACGGCGACGGCCAGGAGCAGGAAGACUUGCACAAGCGCUACGGAGGCUUCAUGCGAAGAAUCCGCCCCAAGCUCAAGUGGGACAAUCAGAAGAGGUACGGAGGCUUCCUUCGGCGGCAGUUCAAGGUGGUGACACGAUCCGAGGAAGACCCCAAUGCCUACUCAGGGGAGCUCUCUGGCCUAUAGAGCCUCUCCUCAGCCCUCAGCCGAAAAAAGCUUAGAGCUGAUCUAUUUCUUGUCUGGACUAAUUACAUCAUACCUAUACUCUGUGCUUGGCUGUGUAUUUUAUACUGAAGAAGAUCCAAAGCCACUUCAGUGGUCCCCAGUUGGUCCAGGUCCAGGCAGUGUCUGUGUCUGAGUUCAGCAACAGGGAGAGAGGCAUGUUGAUUUCAAUCUCAUCUCUCAUUCAUUUCUGAAUCUCACUGCAGUGGAAGGGAGAUUUUUUAUCCUCGUGGUAUCAGAACAGACGGACAGAUACACACAUGCAAAAUAAAAAACACCCAGAGAUCCCCCAAAUCAGUGGAUUUUUAUCUUUUUUCCCCCUCAGGAAUACCUUACCUGUAAGGACCAAUGUAUCUUCCUCCCAUACAAAGCCCAUUAGCAGACACCUAUGAAUGUUAGUUAGUCUGUCUCUGGACUCCACCUCCUAACUGAUUGGGCCAAAGAGUGUGUACUCCAUUUCAUGAGCCCCUGAGAAAGAGUUUUCAGGACCCAGCCUUUGUUGCCUCCAAAUCCUUCUGGGAAGUGUAGUCCAAUAGAAGAGUACUUGCCUACCCAGAUACUCUAUAUUUCCUGAAUUCCAGGUAACUAAAAUGAUUGAGUCCUCUAACAGAUGUACUCUAAAUACCCUCUAAAGAAUGUGAGGGCCUGUGCAGUCCUCCACCAUUUAUCCAUCUCCUCAACAAACAUUUAUUUGAGGCCUAACGUGUGCAGAGCCUGUUACGGGUGCUGGAACAAAGGCAAAUUUAAAUAAAUUAAUGUCCCUAUACUCAAGGAGGCCUCACAUUCAUCAACAUAUGAAUUCCUGCUCUAUUUUUUGUUAAUGCUCAUCCCAAGACCUUUCCCUUAAUUUAUUCUCUAAUAGGAAAAGAGUCUUGACAUUCUUUGAACCUUGGAUAGUUGGUUCUGUUUGGAAACACAUCUUUGAAUAAUGAUCUCCUUCUUUCCCCCUUCGCCAACCAAUUAAUAAGAGAAAAGGACCUUGGAGAAACUACAGUUUUUAUUACCAAUAAUAAUGUUGAUUGAGGGGUUACUGAAUGAAUCAGGAACAUGUGAAAUAUGCUUCCUUAAAUAUUUAUGUAGAGUUGAAUAUGAAUAGGGAAUUUAUGCUUGGAUCAAGAUCCAUUCUGAGUUCCAAAACUUUAAGGGAAAGAUUCAACAAACUUAAAAUGCAAACCUGUUCCCUUGGCCCUCGUUAGCCUAAUUAAAAUGAUCAGCAUCCUUCUCCUACCCUAGAUGAACUGUGGUGGAUUCAGACUGAUGAGGUGAGGAAUGAUCAGCCACUUGAGUCACCGUAUCAGCUGCUGAGAGCCCACACCAUAUGGUCCACCAUAUGGGAUUGGCUUGGACUGAGGCCGUCUAGAAGCAACAGAUAGAGAAUGAAAGGAUGCCUUAAUGACCACCCUUUCCAACCAGCAUCUCAAAAACAAACAAAUCUGGUGAUGAAACAAUUCAAAAGUCAAAUCAGCUCCCUAGGUACUUCAGAAUGAUGGUAGUUGACCUUACAAAGCUGUAGCAUUGGGAACCAUAGGAGGCAGACUGAAUCCUAGAAUCUCAAGGAAGGAAGGGACCAUGGAAGCCAUCUAAUCCACUUUCUUACCUGAAGCAUAAACUCUCUCUUAGCAUCUUCUAUGAGUGGUCAUCCAGCUUCCUCCUGAACACCUCUGCUGAUAGGAAACUCACUAUCUUCCAAAGUAAUCCAUUUCACCACUGGACAAUUCUGAAUGCUAGAAAAUUCUUCCUGCUUUUAAACCCAACUUUGCCCUCUGAUAACUUUCUCCCUCUUGGGCCCUAAAAUUUCCUCUUGGGGCCAAGUAGAACAAAUCAAAUGCCUCUUCUUAAUGAUAGUCCUGCUCUCUGAGGGCCAAUGAUAUGGGAUUUUGAUGUAUUCUAUAAAUUGCAGCCUAGCACGAGUAUUUAUCCACAGCCAUUAAGUCUAUUGUGAUGUUUCUAAUGUACAGAUUGUUUUGCUUCCUUUUUAAAAAAAAUUCAGUUUACAUGACUAAACUGGAGUUUGAUCUGUCUGAAAUGGACAGUGUCAUGCCUCCCCUCUCUGUUCUUCUGUAUUAUAAAUAAAAUGAAGAUGCUAAUG
Trichosurus vulpecula (common brushtail) is the source of this 3722-nucleotide messenger RNA. RefSeq names its product prodynorphin (gene PDYN). Gene Ontology annotation, cellular component: axon terminus; plasma membrane; neuronal cell body. The transcript has 3 exons. Gene Ontology annotation, molecular function: opioid receptor binding. Gene Ontology annotation, biological process: chemical synaptic transmission; sensory perception; neuropeptide signaling pathway. Bases 791 to 1597 code for a protein of 268 amino acids. The record is from RefSeq and is a predicted model, not a curated record. Lineage: Eukaryota; Metazoa; Chordata; Mammalia; Diprotodontia; Phalangeridae.